Messenger RNA from Tetrahymena thermophila SB210, 189 nucleotides. RefSeq names its product transmembrane protein, putative. NCBI's taxonomy places the organism in Eukaryota, Ciliophora, Oligohymenophorea, Hymenostomatida, Tetrahymenidae. The transcript is spliced from 2 exons. The record is from RefSeq and is a predicted model, not a curated record. The coding region runs from base 1 to 189 and encodes 62 amino acids.
AUGAGAAGAAUUUUCUGGAACUUCAAGACUGCUUUCGUUGGUCUCCCCAUGUUUUCUUUAGCUCCCAAGAACAUCUUGGUCUAUCCAAUUGUUGUUGGUGUUCCCCUUUAUACAUUCAUCGUUUUACAAAACAGUGUCAGAGGAUUUGCAUAUUUCGAUGAAUACGAUAGCGACGUUAAGGAAAAUUGA